CUGGUUGUUGGCUGACGAAAUAAUGUCAGAGUUUACAGUCAGCUGAUCGCGCAUAUAAACUGAUUCAACGCAGGAUCUGAGCAUUUAUGAAAAAUACAGACAAACAGGAAAAGACGACAAAUCUUUGGGAUGCUAAGAAUUUGAUUAAGAAGAAUUCUUCUCCCACACUAGAUCUAGAUCUAUUGUCUUCAAACGGAUCCAAGAAAUGUCAAAUCAAGCUGCCAAAAAUAUUCACGAGGAUGACGCCAUGCAGCAACAAAGUAUGGACACGGUGGCGGAGGGUGCGGUCAGUCGGAGUGACCCUACUGACCAUCUACCUGAGAGCGAACUGACCAGUGACCCACCUGAUACGGAACCUAGACGCAUGAACUGCUGCCAAAGACUAUGCUCCAAGUUCCAACUAAAUAAGAACACCACACGACCUAACUACAAGUACAUAGCACUGAUGUUUGCAGCCCUGAUGUCAAGUUCGUUCACCUUGACCUUUUUGUUCCCCUUUCUCCCGGACAUGGUUAAGUGGCUGGGCUACACAGAGGAGGCGAAGGGUUAUUAUGUGGGAUUGAUUGCAUCGUCGGUGUUUGCUGGAAGGGCAUGUGGGAGCUUCUUCUGGGGAUGGUUGUCAGACGUCAAAGGGAGGAAAGUGGUGUUGUUGCUGACACUUGCAGGAAAUGGCAUAUUUUCCCUGUUAUUUGGAUUCUCUGUCAACCUGCCGAUGGCUAUGAUCCUCCGUUUCUUGGCAGGUCUUUGCAAUGGCACUGUGGGCACAGCGAAGACUGUCCUGUACGAGAUCUCGGACAACACGAAUCAGGCUAUAGGGAUGUCAUGCAUUGCCCUGUCCUGGGGAACGGGCCUCAUCCUGGGGCCUACCUUUGGAGGCUUUCUGGCCUCUCCUGCCACAAAGUAUCCCAGUGUGUUUGAUCCCGAGGGGUUCUUCAGUCGGUACCCUUUCGUCCUCCCUUCUGUAGCAGUGAUUGUCACCUGUGCCAUUGGUUUCUUUGUUGUGCUUUUUCAGUUUGAGGAAACCCUUCAGAAACGUAAGGAUGAGGUUGUCACAUCUGAUCCUGAAGAGGUUGAUGAGGUUAAACCCCUGACAGACAAGGUCUCUGUGUCAGCUAGUCGCAGUAACAUAUACAGAUCAUGUGACAGUCUACAUCGUGGACCCAUGGCUGCCAUGUCGAUCGAGGACAUACACUGUGUCUCAGAGACGGAGGGUUAUUUCACACGUGAUGCUGAUAAUCAUACCUCCCAAAAUAUCAAUAAAUCACGAAAUCUUGAAAUUAAUAAUCACCUUAGCAACAAAAGUGACCUUGACAUUGACAAUCAUGAACACACAGCUUUGUUAGACGAGACAGAAGCUAGGAAUGCUAUCAAUGAACAAAAAAGUAAUUUGAAGUCUGUAUCCAAAGGUCAUGUUGACCUUGAAAACAAGGUGACUAAGUCGGCAGAUAAUCAGAAAGAGGCUGGUGACCUCAGUAGCGAACUCAGCGCAGGGGAAGCAGUGAAUGAUCACCGAAAUGGGAAUUCUGUGAUCCACAGUUUGAGUUCUGUGACUGGAAGUGAUGAUUUGGUGAAAAAAUGUGGAACUGAAUCAGUGACCGUCACAGUGGAAGGCAUCAAAGAUAAACAAGUCAAAUCACGGAGGAGCUUGAGGGGGAGCAUACGCAACAGCAUGCUGGUGUCGUUGUUAUGCGACAGUGACAUCAGGAACAGUAUACUUUUGUACACGGUGUAUUCGUUUGGCGUCAUCGGGGCGGAGGACGUCUUCACCAUCUUCCUGUCCACGGAACCACGAUACAAUGGCAUGGGCUUCACAUCUAACGAGAUUGGCCUGUCGAUGGGUGUGGUCUCGGUCCCACUGCUAGUCCUACAACUAUUAGUGUAUCCAGCGAUGGUUCAGAAAUUCGGAAUUAAAAAGACCUUCCUGAUUGGAGGGCUGGUGUUGGUUGUGACAGUCCAGACGCUGCCUAUGCUGCACCAGCUGUAUGACAACAAGGUGUUGUUGUGGACGUUGCUGAUGUUGGUCAUGCUCCCGGAGAGACUGGCUGUUAAUUGCUGCUUUUCUGGCUCGUCCCUAAUGAUAAAUAACUCCGCCAAUCCACAGAAUGCCGGGACAGUCAAUGGUAUCGCAAUGACCUUCACUGCUUUAGCAAGGACCCUAGCCCCUACAGUUGGAGGGAGUGUGUAUGCCUGGUCAAUCAGCUACGGUGCGGAACAUCUCGGGCCACCGUUUGACCACAACCUGGCGUUCCUCAUCUUUGGCUUGGUGUUCUCCAUCAGCGUCAUAGAGUGCCUUAUGCUGCCCGAGAGCCUCAACAAGCAGACCAAGAAAUCCUGAUUGACUGUCAAGUGUUCCUUGUUUUGUGUGAAUGGAUCAGGAAUGACUGCGAUGGAAACAUGUUAUGCUCGCAAAUCCAUUAGCCAUACGAGAAGUUGUGAUAUGGCAUAUGUCAGUACUUUGUGUUCUUGGAGGGAACCUGUCGAUUUUGAUGUUGUGUUUCUGGAUUAUGUGAACAUGUCCAUUGUGGCAGCCCCAAUAACAUCUGUUCUAAUGAGAGCUUUGUGUUCAUGGAGAUGUAAUGUGGAAAUUAUUGAUGUGUUCCUGAUUAAGUGAACGAGUCCAUAAUGGUCGGAACGUGUCAUGGAGAGUGUCAGUUAAAAUAUUGAUGUGUUCCUGGUCAAGUAAACAAAUCCAUCAUUGGCCGCCCAAAAUACAUGACAGGAACAUGUCAUGGAGAAUGUCUGUUAAAAUAUUGACGUGUUCCUACAUUGUGCCAGGAACACAUUACAGCUUGUGUUCAUGGAAAGUAGUUCUGUUAAUCUUUACCGAUGUGUUCCUGGUCCAGUGAACAAGUCUAGCAUGGCAGCCAAUACAGCAGAGCUUUGACAGAUAAUCGGAUAACUCAUGCAUUGAGUCCAUCAUGAUGGGAAUAUACAGGUGUUCUUCAUGGACAAGAGGGGACAUGAAUGGAGCAGUCGUUUAAGGCACCUUGAUUAGCUGUGCAGAGUUGCGUCCCUUGGGCACGCCAGAAACCUAUGAUUUGGGGUUCGAAUCCCGGUUCCCCCCGAUUAUGUUUCUAGGUUUGUCAGCACCAUACACGUGUUCGUGGGUUUCAUC
Molecule: messenger RNA, 3115 nt
Organism: Haliotis rufescens (red abalone)
Lineage: Eukaryota; Metazoa; Mollusca; Gastropoda; Lepetellida; Haliotidae
Product: probable peptide/nitrate transporter At3g43790
Exons: 13
Coding region: 206-2335 (709 amino acids)
Biological process (GO): transmembrane transport
Molecular function (GO): transmembrane transporter activity
Source: RefSeq, a predicted model, not a curated record